Molecule: messenger RNA, 222 nt
Organism: Cooperia oncophora
Lineage: Eukaryota; Metazoa; Nematoda; Chromadorea; Rhabditida; Trichostrongylidae
Source: the annotation of a GenBank genome assembly
AUGCGUAAGCAGGAAGGUGGUCAAUGGGGCCGUUUAAGCAGCUCAACAACGUCGAUAAGAUCUGGUAAUUACACCACGCCACGUAACUAUGGCUCGAGUCUGAGUUCCUAUCGAUAUUCGGCCUCUUCAUAUACACCGUCGUCGCGUCCUCCUCCGGCGCCAUCUACGACUGCUUCAGAUGCUACUAGAGGUGAGUCCAUUCUUCGUCGGAUAUUACAAUAG